AUGGGAUUUUUUGACAAAAAACAGAAAAAAAAAAAAGAGGAGCAAAAUCAACAACAAGAUGAUAAAUCUAGUUAUGAACCAUUGGCAUUUCCAUCUGGAACAAAUAAACCACCACCAGUAAUAUUACCACAAAAUUCAAGUGAGUUAAAUAACCAAAACAAUAAUAACAAUAUUGGUAAUAAUAGUAAUAGUAAUAAUAUACCAUCAUCUAGACAUUAUAGACUGUCUACUGCAAUACAGCAAAACCCACCAGUAUUAGGUAUACAGCAACAAUUAGCUUUACAAGAGUUACUAAGUUCCUCACCAGCUACAGUUCCAAAUGGUGGCAGUUUAAUAUCACCAUUAAAAUUAAAUUUAAACGCACCAACUACACCAAUAUCAUCACCAAUACAACCAUUUACAUCAAAUAGCAAUACAUCUUCAUCAUCUUUAUCACCAAAAGGUCAAAUAAAUGAACAGGAGCAGCAAAAUAGGUCAUCAAAUAAUAGCUCAAUAAAUAAUAUUACGGUUGUACCAACAAUCGAUACACAAAAUAAUUUUGAAGAAGUUGAAAAUAAAUUAAAAAAAAACUUAUCAGUAUUAAUUGCAUCAGUAAAUGUAAAGAAAACUGAAGUAUGGCAAAGUUGUCCAGAUCUAGAAACCUAUUAUAGAUAUAAAAAUAGAGAAAAUGAAUUUUCACAAUCAAUGUCAUGUGCAAUUUCACCAUUCCGUUAUUUAGAAAUACCGAAAUCAGAUAUUGAACAAAAGGCAUCAAACAACAAUAACUCAAAUCAUAAUAUAAGUGGCUUUAUAAAUAGCUCAUUGUUUAGUAAUGAAUCAUUCUCAGAAGGUUUUAAAGUUGAUUUAAAUUUUGAUGGCUAUAGUGAAUGGUAUAAGGAUAUGAAUAAAAGGGUUAAACACAAAAUUCAAACCAAUAGCAAACUACAUAAAUUAGAUAUAGCGACAACAUCAACACCAUCAUUAACUUUAAAUAAUAAUAGCUUAAAUGAAACAAAUAAAAAUAAUAAUAGUGGUAAUAGUGAUGAAAAGAAUCCAGUUAAAAAGAUGGUUAAAAAUUUCCAAAAGAAAAAAGAAGAUAAACAAGCUCAACAACAAUUAUUAUUACAACAACAACAAGAAAGACAACAACAAGUUCAUAAAGAGCAGUUACUUAAGCAACAACAAUUACAUGAACAAAUUCAAAAUCAAAUUUUAAUUGAAGGUACCUCAAGUCCUGUACAACCUCAAAAACCUUUGACUGCUCAACAACAACUUCAAUUAAUGGUUUCACCAAAUGAACAUAGACAACAUAUUGAAUUUUUAAGAAGACAUGAAAGUAAAAUGAUGGUUCAAAAAACAGUUAACAAUAAAAAAGAAAAAGAAGAUAAAAACAAAACAAAUAAAGAAUCAAAUGAUAAUAAUAAAGAAAAUGAGGAAUCAAAUAUAAAUACUAGUACAAGUAGUAGUAGCAACAACAAUGGAGAAAACUUAUUAUUGUUUAGUGGUGAAAGUAUUAAAAGCAAUGAAAGUAUUAAAAGUAGCAAAAGUAAUAAAAGCAAUAAAAGUGGUAGCAACGAUGAAAAUAUGAAUAUAACAACCUCACCAGCAUCAUCCUCAUCUUUAUUAUCAUCAACCAACAACUCAAUAAAUAACCCAACAAUACCAAUAUCACCAGAUGAAAUUAAGAAUAGAAGACUUACAUUAACACCAGAAUCAUCACCAAUUAAAUCACCACUUUUAGAACUUGAUAGUGGCGAAAAUAGUUCAAAUAUUAUUACAGAUAAUAGUAGUACCAUUAGUGAUGAUAAUAAACAGUCUCCAAAUGGUAUAAAGAAAUUUGUAAAAAUUUUUGGAUUUUUUCGUAAUAAUAGUAAAAAUAAACUUGAUAUUCCAACAAAAAAUAAUAACCAACAACAGCCACAACAAAACUCUCCAUACUUUAAUAGAACAAAAUCAUCAUCAUCCAUUAUUUAUUCAUCCAGUGCCAGUAUUUCAAAUACUUAUCAACAACAAUUACAAAACUAUCAAAAUAUUUCAACAAAUUCUUUAGCCUCAAAUAUUACAAAUAAUAACACAUUAGGAAUUGUUAAUGAAUCAAAUGAAGUCAAUGAAAUGAAUGAAAAUUUCGAAGAUAAUAAUAAUAACAAUAUUAAUAAUAAUAAUAAUAACAAUAAUAUAGCCAAUAUUAGUGAUUGUGAUAGUGAAAAAAUUAAUAUAGAAAAGAAUAGUGAUAAAAAUAAAAACAAUAAUGAAAAUAAUAAUAGUUGUAAUAAUAAUAGUAAUAAUAAUAAUAAUAAUAUUCAAAAAGAACAAUUGGAUAUAUUUAACUAUCCACAAAUUUUAAUGAUAAAUGGUGGACUAGGUAGUAAUAGUAACAAUGGUAAUAAUAGUCCACCAACACUUAGUAGAUCACAAUCACACGCUUCUUUCCAUAGUAGAUUUAAUUUAUUGGACGAUAAUGGAUCAACCCAUAUGAGCCCAAGAAUUUUAAAUGGUGGAUCAAAUAGAUCACCACCAUUCUUAACCCCAAAUACCAGCCAAACAAACCUCUCAUCACUUGUAAAUAAAUCAAACAAACAAAACAAAAACAACGAUGAAAACCAAAAUGAACUUACAAAUUCUCAAACAAUUAGUAAUAGUAGUUAUAGUUCAUUAAAGAAUUCUUUUAAUAACUUGGAUAGUAAUAAUAAUAAUGAAUUUUUAGAAUUUGACAACCAAUCUAAAAAUUAUGUAAAUAGUGACAUCAAUAGUAAUAAUUAUAAUCAAAAUGAAAUCAAUAAUAAUAAUAAUAAUAAUAAUAAUAAUAAUAAUAAUAAUAAUAAUAAUAAUAGUAAUAAUAAUAAUAAUAACUCUGUAAAUUAUAGUAACUCAACUUCUUUAAAAAAUAGUAGAGAUAGUGAAAUUAAAAACAAUAACAACAAUAAUAGUAAUAAUAAUAAUUUAAAUAAUAUAAAGAAUAAUAGUUAUAACCUAUUAGAUGAAAGUUUAAAUUAUAUGGGUAAUCGUAUAAUAAAGCAAAAUGAAAAUGGAGAAAACUAUAUUGAUUUUCAAGAUAAUAUUGACCGUUCAAAUCAUAACAAAUUACAAACAGAAAUUAAAACAAUUUUUGGUCAUAACAGCGGUGGAAAUCUAAGUAAUAAUAGCAAUCGUGUACAUAAAGAUAGUAUUACAGAUACUAAAGAUAUAGAUUCAUUUUCAUCUGAUGACGAAGAUGACGAAGAAUAUGUUGAUGAUGAUGAUGAAAGUUAUUCACCAGAUCCAUCACCCCCACAUGCAUUCUUUUUCAAAACUAUUCAUCAAUCUAAACCAAAACAAUUAAAAAAAUAAAAUUAAUUAAUAGAAUCUUUUUUUUUUUUUUGUAAAAAUUAUAUCUAUUUAUUAAGAAAAAAAAAAAAAAAAAACUUUAUUUAAUUAAAACUUUUUUAUUAC
Dictyostelium purpureum is the source of this 3408-nucleotide messenger RNA. RefSeq lists its product as uncharacterized. The record is from RefSeq and is a predicted model, not a curated record. The coding region runs from base 1 to 3306 and encodes 1101 amino acids. The transcript is spliced from 3 exons. Lineage: Eukaryota; Evosea; Eumycetozoa; Dictyosteliales; Dictyosteliaceae.